UUCGGAUUGACGUCUUCGGGUCAAUUUCAGGUCACUGACUCACGGGUCGAGUCAUUUGGGUCGGAUCAAUCGGGUCGGGACAGGAUUGACAGGUCGAGUCAUAUGGGUCAAAUCAUUCGGGUCGGGACAGAAUUGACAGGUCGAGUCUAGGUUGCUAAGUUGUUAACCCAAAUAUCUAAUGGAGCUGAAAACGGUUAGGAAGUGGGCCAAGUGGAGAUGGUCCAGCCUUGAGCCCUUAACCACAGAAAAACAAAUUUAACUUUGUCACAUAAAAAAAAUCAUUAAACAGAGUUAAUCUCUUUCCACCAGAAAAUUACCCACAUAAAAAUGGCUCAUUCACUUCCUUUCUCCCAUGUUUCACCGACAACAACUCUCUGCACAAAAUACUCUUUAAAUAAUCAUCUAACCCAAAUCAUCAACACAACCCAUCUUAAAAUAAAACCCAGAAAUCUCCAUUUCAGGAGAGAGAAAAUACCCCCAAUCAUCCUUAACAGCGCAGAGAAAUCAAAACCCUUAAAUUUUCAUUGGGGUAUUUUCACAAACAUGUGGUGGGCAAAACUCAAAGGAGCAAUAGGCCAACGAUUCAACCUCGAGGGCAUAAUUUCUUCCUCAAAAGUCCUAACAAACGACCCCCAUUUACUCCUCCCACAUCUCAGAAUCUCGAACAUUGGGUACAUCAACUGGGAAGAACUCCAUCGAAGAGGGUUCAAAGCCGUAGUUUUCGACAAAGAUAACACGAUUACAUUACCUUAUUCAUUAAACCUUUGGGACCCACUUAAGGGUUCAAUGGAGAGCUGCAAAGCCGUGUUCGGCGAAGGGAAAGUCGCCAUAUUGAGUAACUCGGUUGGAUUGUACGAGUUUGAUCCGGAUUAUUCGGGGGCGGAGGCGGUGGAGAGAGAAUUGGGGAUCGCAGUGGUGCGGCAUAAGGUGAAGAAACCGGGUGGCGGUUCCGAGGAGAUUGAAAGACUAUUUGGGUGCAAAUCAGUUGAGGUUGUUAUGGUUGGUGAUCGCCGGUUCACCGAUAUUGUUUUUGGAAACCGGAACGGGUUUUUUACGGUUUUGACUGAACCAUUGACGGGAGAUGGUGAGAAUUUUGUGGUUAAGAUGGUUCGGAAGAUGGAAGAGUUAGUGGUUAGUAAUUGGUUUAGGAGAGCUUUAAAGGCUAAGAGUCAUUGUUUUUUAGCUAAUGAUGAAGUGGAUUUGGUUCGUUUGGAUGAACCAUUGUAGUUUUUGAUGGUUGGUAGAAUUUAGACUUUGAUUAUAAUUGUUUUGUUUUUUGCAAAGUGUUUUAGCAUUGAUGUGUUGUCAAGUUUUUUAAGUUGUGGGUGUUUAAUGUACCUAGUUUGUCUUUGAUUAAUGUGAGAUUUUUUGAGUGGAAUUUUCGUAUGAACAUGAUGAUGAUGUUUAUGCCA
Molecule: messenger RNA, 1412 nt
Organism: Chenopodium quinoa (quinoa)
Lineage: Eukaryota; Viridiplantae; Streptophyta; Magnoliopsida; Caryophyllales; Amaranthaceae
Product: phosphatidylglycerophosphatase GEP4, mitochondrial-like
Exons: 1
Coding region: 328-1227 (299 amino acids)
Molecular function (GO): phosphatidylglycerophosphatase activity
Source: RefSeq, a predicted model, not a curated record